Entelurus aequoreus (snake pipefish) is the source of this 4383-nucleotide messenger RNA. It is a transcript of the gene prmt2ip, whose product is annotated as linkage group 10 C15orf39 homolog. Bases 314 to 4105 code for a protein of 1263 amino acids. The transcript has 3 exons. The record is from RefSeq and is a predicted model, not a curated record. Lineage: Eukaryota; Metazoa; Chordata; Actinopteri; Syngnathiformes; Syngnathidae.
GAGCGCGGGAGCGUGUGUUUAAAGACAGAAUCCCCCCCACCACCACCACCAGAAACCAUCUUCCCGCCCCCUUUUGUAAAAAGUUUUCCCUCUUCUUCCGCAGGAUUUGGGGGACAUCCGUGUGGAGGACUUUUCCUAUUUUGGACUUGUUCCACGGAGUGUCGAAAGUGUGGCGUGGUAACACAGUGCGAGGUCAACUUACUAAUUGAGCUGAUGACUGAAGGAGGAGAGAAGACGAGGAUACAAGACAUCAACGUUUGGAUGUGCAACCAAAGCCUCACUGCGGUGAUUUGACCCUGGAUGCCAUUAUUUGAUGGCAUUCUGCAGACUGUCAAAGCCAUCAGAUAUGUCUGGGUUUCUUGAGAGGCCGGUGCUGCAGUACGGCGGGCCCUACUUUUCCAGCGACCCCAGAGGGUUGCCAUCCUGCAUUAACUCGAACUCCUCUCUGCUGGAUGCGAGAAGUCCUAUUAGUCACCUGUCGAGCCCACAAGGACAAAGCCUCAUCUUUCGCAGACAAGACAGCAGUUCCUCUGAUGACAGCCAUUCCUCCUCAAAGCAUCACAGGCCACUCACACUGGGCUUUACGGCGGACUCUAAUAAAAAUGCAGGAAGCAGUAUCCCAACAGCAGCGACUAUUAGAGAAACAAAAACAGGAGACGAGAAUGCUUCUCUGUUAACUGACAGCCCUGUUUACCUGGCUAUUCCUAGAGCCAUGUAUGGACAUAACCCCUGCUGCCAUAACCUGAGCUGCAUGAUGGGACAUCGGUACAGUGUGGCGCAUGGAUCCCAGCAAAUGCUAGCAAAUACUGAGUUAGAGCACAAUUGGACGCAGGCUGGAGUUCACAACAGCAAAAGAUUAUGCAUGCAGCGGAAGGCAGACACCGUUCAAAGAGGUUUACAGUUAGAUUCCGGUGAUGAGCAAAUCAGGAUCGCACAGAGCACAAACGAAGGAAGGACUAUGCCAGCUAGGACUGAGCCAAACUAUGGCGCCUAUCCCUAUAUGCCUCACCAUUCUACGUCUACCUCUUUAAGUGAGCAGAAUUUACAGCCGUCUCCCAGAGGCUAUGCAGGCAUCCACCCCUCCCAUGCAACAUGUGAGCAUAUGACCUCAGAGAUUUAUCAAGAAUGUUCUCCAAUGUCCAAAUAUGGCAAUCAAACAAAGCAGCCAAUGUUUUACUCCCCUCAGGCCACGGUAGAAGUAAAGAACAGGACACAUGGUAGAGAUACUGGUGCAAGGCAUGAAGAGGCCCCCCCUCUUCGAAAACACACAACCCCGAACCAAGGGGACCAUUAUUUAUGUCCUCAGAGGCUUCAUGGUGACAUUCCUUUGUUUUUGCAUAGCCCUGAAACACUACCACAUCACUCCUUUGUGCAAGGCUUUGAUUAUCCAUGUUAUGCUUUUCCUGGGUUUCAUUUAGGCCAACUCAGAACCCUAAAAAGGCAACAUGCCUCACCUGUGCUGAAUUCAAAUAGCGUCAAUAAUGUUUCCCCCUCAGGCCAAUAUUUAGAUCACCCAAUUUCCCCUGUAGCCAGUAGCACCAGCCAGCAUGUUGGACCAUCACACACGUCACAUUCCUUCCUGAGAAUGGACCAAAUCAGGCCAACGCGAUGUCAACCUGUGUCGCCUUCCCCCAUUCAAGCAAGACUAUUCUUUCCCUCUCCUGCCAGCCGACACAUAGAUCAAGCUGUCUUCUCACCUCCUGGUUUAACCACAGAGAGGCUCCUGGACUAUUCAGCUUGUGUAGGUCAGGUCACUUCCCCAAAUCAGCCCAGAGACCCACCAGUUUCCCCCAUGACAUGGCUUCCUCUAUACCCCAAUCAGACGUCAGAUUGUAUCCUUGCAGCUAAUAAUCCUAACCUUCGCACAGUCAUUGUAACAGGAAAUAGACACAGUGAUUCAAGUGAUCCAUCAACUCCUGUUCACACAGGUAACCUGAAGACGUGCGUUCCUCAUACACCUCCACUACUAAAAAUAAAAGAGGAAGCUUUGGAUUUAUAUGAAACUGACUCAUUUAAAAAGCAACAGCCACAAGAAUUGAAGGACUACCUGGUGCAAAAAAAAGCAGUCUCUCCCCAAAUGCCAGUUAUUGACAAUGUGUUUAGCCUGGCGCCUUACCUGUCAGCAUCUCGAGUGCUACCUGUAGAAGGGGAACCUCAGAAAACUCCGCUGUCACCUAAGAAAUGUGAAAUUAACCACAUAGCGAGCACUAAAGAAAUAAAACCAGAUCCAGAAGGGCCACCCACUGAUGUCUGUAGAGAUACUCCAGUUGCAGAAACGUUUGAAACCACAAAUAUUAAAGUGGAGAAAAUAAAUCCUCCCAACGGGUGUGACUCGAGUGAAGGUUCUGUGAGUCAGGCCAUAAAGGAUCAAAUCAAAACAGAACCAGAGGACACAACUUUGUUAGAAAUCAGCUCUAUGCUGGUCAUUAAGAAAUGUGAACCUGAGGAACUUGAAACUAAACCUACCCCGGUAGAAGAAACUGAGCUUUCAGAUGAGCCCGAACCGCCAAGCUCAUCUUGUCUGAGCGACGUAAGGACACUACAUGAGCAGCAGGCGGUCAGCAGCACUGAACCUCCAUCUCAGAAUCCACCUCAACCCCCAGGCCCCAAAUUUGAUAUCAAAAAUAUUUCACCCGAGUCCCUUAAGAUUUCCAACCACAAAAUUAGUCUUCGUGAUGUGUUGUUGUCUUAUUCAGCACCACCUCAAAAAGUUCCCAUUGUGAGCGUUCGUAUAGAACCAAAUAAACCAAAAGUGCAAGCACCAGUUCGUAAGCACUUUAUAGAGAUGCACCGCUCCCUCUGCAAGUUGGUGUCCAAAUGUGUGUCGGCCACCCCGGAGCAGCAGCUCAGAACUUGGCUUUCUAAGCAGGAACUGCCUGAACUCCCCACCAAAAUCCUGAAAAUCUCCUGCCUGCUGGGAAUUAAAGCAAGACGAAAAUGGCACAAUGAGGACAUCAACUCUGCUCUCCAGGAAGUGCUCGAUAGGCUGAUGGAUUACACCAUGCUGGGCUGCUGUCCUUUUCCGUACGUCAUGCGGACAGGGGACGUGUUCCUCCCCAUGCUGGUGGUCAAAGAAAUUCUUUUUCCCAUAGUCCCCGUCCACUUCGUCGACCAAGUCCUGCAAAAACACAAAGUGGAACUGCGGCCCACGACGCUCUCCGAGGAGAAGAUCCUCAUCCAGUUCCAUAAACGAAGCUGUUCGUCCCGACUGAGGAGGUUGAUGUCGCUCAAGCAUCUGCCCAGCAUCUACAUGGAUGUGCUUAACCUUUUCUAUUAUUCCACUGUGUGUAAACACUUAGGAGUAGACCUGGGGGCGUCUGAAACCUCCAACAUCAGCAGCUCUUCACUCACAUCCCCUGAAGUCACACCGGGACGGCCCAAGGACGACAAAGCCAAGAAGCCAAAAAGCCGAGUGAAGAGCAGCUCUCGGCGCACAUUUCUGGACAACAGUUGGUCUGAUGAUGACGACUCGCUGAAGAGCAAAGAAUUGAGCAAGAAAAACCAGGAUGGAGAAGCUUUGUCCGACUUGUGGACAUGUCCUUUAACCUCGGAGGACGAAUUAGAAGACUGUUCUUUAAAAAGCACUUUUCAAGCUGCGGCCCACAAGCCUUCAGGGAUGGUCCUCAAGCUGAGGAGGAUGCUGAGUCACGGCCGGAAGAGAAAAAAGGCGCGCUACCAAGCCGUCUCCCUUCCGGAUCCCGGACAGACCCAAAAGGACCGAGAGCAGCCCCUCAUGCGGCAGAGAACAGGAAGCACAGUCGCCUCACGUCCUCCAAGAAAAGCCAAGAAAACAUCUCCGCUGAAGAUCAAACACAGUCCCUACUUGUCCGCCCCUCGCAGGAAGCCAUGGGUACUGCGGACUAAAAGGGCCGUGAGGUUGACCUACCCGGACCUGGUGGGGAAGAAGAUACGCCACCUGUACGAGGAGGACGACAAGAGGGAGGUGUGGUACCGAGGGCAGGUGGUGUGUGUGCACGAGGCCCACAGCAACCCCCUGAACACUAUCUUUGAGGUGCACUAUGACAGCGAGCCUGGAUGGAAGUACUACCUGGAGCUGCUCGUGGACUACAAGAAGGGAUGGCUCACAGUAGAAGAAGACACAUGACCACUAUCAUCUCUAUUAUUCUACGCAUGGCUUUCAUUAGAGCAGGACUUCAUUUUUACUACUUGCACUUGCUCUGGCUUGUAUGGGAGCCUCUUUGAUUGUGUGUGCGUGCCUAAUGUUGUGUCCAUACAAAUAUUCUGAUGGCUUUAAAACAGCACUGGGAUGUGAGAUGUGGAUGCUUUGUGUGAUCUUGUAUUGAUAGCUUGUGAGAGCACAUUUAGUAGAACGCGAGUAUAGUACAUUUUGUAAAAUUAUUUUAAUAAAGGUUUUGUACUUUU